Molecule: messenger RNA, 1641 nt
Organism: Melanotaenia boesemani (Boeseman's rainbowfish)
Lineage: Eukaryota; Metazoa; Chordata; Actinopteri; Atheriniformes; Melanotaeniidae
Gene: mrpl37
Product: mitochondrial ribosomal protein L37
Exons: 8
Coding region: 145-1455 (436 amino acids)
Biological process (GO): translation
Cellular component (GO): ribosome; mitochondrion
Molecular function (GO): structural constituent of ribosome
Source: RefSeq, a predicted model, not a curated record
AACAGCAGAGAAGAGCAAGACGCAGAAGAAGAAGAGUAAACAUGGCGUCGCCCUGUAACAGCGGGGAACGUUAGGUCAGCUCUAUAAUAACCACGGUAAUCCUGUUCAUGUUCACACCGAUCAGACUGCGGUUUUUCCGGUAACAUGUUUCCAGAAACAGCUCAGUGUCUGAAAGCGGCCGCUCCGUUAUUCUCUCACAAAGUCGUUUUAAAGGCUCUGAAACGUCUGUCGGCUCAUGGAGGAGUCAGAAACUCGCAGGCCCACAGGCACUUCGGUGUUAGCUGCUGCUUGACAGCCAAGAGCUGUCCUCCGCCAAAACCCAGGGAGAAGGUGGAGAUCCCCGGACUGGAGAUGGUCACAUACGCGCAGAGGAUGCACUACGUACCGGGGCUGGCUAAGCCCGUUCUCCCGCCGUGGGAGAAGGAUCACAAGGACCCAAGAUACUACAAGUCUCCUCCAACUCACGAGAUGCCUCUGUACAAGGAGAAACCGUGCUUUAUGUUCAAUCAGAGGACCAAUGUACUGGAAGGUGUGCGUCAGGCCGCUUGGCUGACCAAAGCCAAGAUGACGCCAGGUUUUCCUCCUCACCUCCUCUCAAUGGCAGAGACCCCUGAAAACCAGCUGCCAAAUCAGGAUGAGCGCGUGCAGAACGCCAUCAAACAUGCCCGGUUCUGGGACACCACAGAGAACCGACCAGCGAAAGAAAAAUACAGCAACACUUUGCUGCUCAACCUGCUCCACCUGUGUGCAUCUCUACGCUCCAGCUAUCCUGCCAUCGGACGAAGGAUCCUUGCAGAGAACUACUCACUGGCAGCCACUUGGGAAAGAGGUGAGGAUCUGUUUCAGGUCCGGGGUCUGAACGGUUUGCUGCACAGCAGCAUGGAUCCACUCCCAAGCGUGUUUGGGAAAAAAGAAGUUUCAGAAACAUCAAAUCACGCCCUGGACACCUUCUAUCCCAUCUCUCCCACCAUCGACCUUCAGAAAGUCAACGUGUACAAAGAGGAGAUGAACUGCACAGGUUUCAGGGACGACUACCCUUACCCUCAUGCCCAUACACUGUACUUCUUGGAGUCAGCUGAUCCUCGCUGUAAGCUCCGCCCAGAGCAGUUCAGAGCCAAGAUGGUCAUGUUCACCUUUGGGAACGCUCUGGCCCGUGCACACAAACUGUACGGGACUCAGCCGCGUGUUUUAGACCAUCCUAUAACCGUUCAGGCAGUGGGGACCAACGGGAGAAUUUUCCAGUUUCUGGUUUUCCAGCUCAACACUACGGAUCUCUCAGGAGACGAUGGCAUCAAGAACCAGAUGUGGCUGGACGAAGAUGUUGAGCUGUAUGAAUUUGCAAAAGUCCGACCGUUCAUCAAGAAGAAGCAAGUAAAGGUACCAGCCGGUCUGGCAGGAUACAAGCCGAAAACUUUCUCCAAGUUUCUGGCCCUGUACCUACACGGAGCUGUGUAGGACUACUGGUUUCCUCAUGGAUCCGGAUACGUGUUUAAGGCCCUUGUCAGCUGUGAUUGAAACUCUUCUCAGACAGCAGCAACGUGAUGGCUUUAUGGACAGUUUGAGCUGACUGAAACCAUGACUUUUCCCUUCGCUGCCUCCAUCUGUGAAAGAGAUCAUCCAAUAAAAUCAGUCUGAACAUGG